Molecule: messenger RNA, 431 nt
Organism: Paecilomyces variotii
Lineage: Eukaryota; Fungi; Ascomycota; Eurotiomycetes; Eurotiales; Thermoascaceae
Exons: 3
Coding region: 129-350 (73 amino acids)
Source: RefSeq, a predicted model, not a curated record
AUUUAUGAUCCGCUUUAGUCGAUUAUUGUUUGUCCUAGUUAUGUAUGUAUGUAUCGUCUUCGCAGGAUCUGUCGGAUUGAUCUGAACUUCAAACAGUGCGCGGUCUUCGCCUUGCUGUUAUCAAUACGAUGCACGUCCUCUUUCUCACCGGCACCUUGUCCUUGAGCUUCGGGGAGCUCGGCCUGGAUGAUGUCGCACGCAGUCUGUUGGGGUCCCGUGCGCGAGGAGAUGUGUCUCCGCGACGUCGCGGAUGUCUGCAUAGUCAGCAAAAUCAGCCGAUGGCAUAUCGGUUAGAGAGUGAUCCUCCGCCUGGAGGACAAAGGGACUGGCCGAAUAGACGAUUUCAUUGACACCCUGCACAGCCUCAUCGAAGGCGGGCGGGUGUUACAUAUCAGGCGCUACGACGACGAAGGUGAGCUUGUCACGAUCCU